AUGGCAAUAAAGCAACAGUUCACAGCUUUUUUCGCAAUAACUAUCGCGGCAGCGGCAUCAGACUUGCACAAGCGCGAUGCCAAAAUAACAACAGCGUGCGACACGGCGGCGUACCUCGACCAUAUGGCGGGCGAAGCUUCUGCGGCUUUUACAAACAGCAUGCAAGCAACAAACACCGCAUGGCAAAUGGCCACAAAAUUGGCGGCAGCGGGAAACAAGAUCGGGAGUCAACAAGGAGCGGGACUGGUUUUAUUAGCUGCGACAGUAGCUGAAGAUGCAGCUAACGCUUUACAAAACCUGCAGUUCAAAGGACCGGCAUUAAUUCGCGGGAUCCGGAGCCUACAGGCUUUGUCAACCCAACAAGACAUUGUGGGGGACCUAGAAUUAACAGCGAUCGAACGAAAAGAGGCAGCAGCUGUCGCAAGUUUCAUAAGUGCCAAUAACGGCGACGCAAUAUCACUCAACCUAAACAUCAAGACAUUCCGGGCGUGCUUCAGUGCCGAUAACACAAGACAGCCAGUACCCGGCGGCGGCCAAGCAGCAGACGGUACAAACAACAUUGUAAUGUCACAGUUAAAGGUAACGCCGCACACUACGACACUAACACAGGGCCCACGACUGUGCUACACAGCGGGGACGACGGCAACCACCGAACAAUGCCAUGACAAGUCCAGCGGAACAAGCAACAUGAUGCUCUUGCAAGGCAAACCACUCACAACAGCAGCCAUCACUUUCAAGCGCAAAGUGGCCGAGGGCGGUGAAUACGCAGCAACGGACGGCGAAGCAAGCAACGCAAUCCCCAUAAAAACUGAGCUAACACAGCUCCUGAAGGACGUUAAAGAGCUAGAGGACAACGUCGCAGACCUGCCGUACAUAUUCACUGCCGACAAAGCGUUCACGAUGACAACAACUGCGGAAUUUCGACAAAGAAUGGCAACAGCUUUAGUCAAAGAAGAUGCCAAAUACUCGACAGCCACAAUUAAAAACCAAGUAGAUACCCUAGAAAAAACACUUUAUGGCGAAACAAGCAAUGACUUCCAAAGGUGGGUACUAGAUCUGCUAGACAGUAUUGAGGUUUCAGGAAGCUCUAUUGGAGAAGACAAACCAGUAGCUCUAAACAAAGUAGGUCCAACCAUCAAAGUCCUUCGAGCAGCGGGGUACUACAGUGCAGCGAAACUAAUACGUGAAAAAAAACAGCCAAGCAAGACUCAGGCGCAAGAUGGCUCUGACCAAGAAGAAAAUGAUUGCAAAACCAAAAGCAAAGAUGAGUGCAAAAGUGGAAAAUGUGAAUUAAAAGGUGGAAAAUGCGUAGAAAAAGAGGAAGUGAAAGUGGAAGGAGCAGGAACACAAGGUACCCAAAACGCCACAGGAAGAAAUUUAUUUAUUAUUAACAAGGCCCUUUUUUGCUUGCAGUUUUUGUUUCUAGGAUAA
Trypanosoma brucei brucei TREU927 is the source of this 1431-nucleotide messenger RNA. Its product is annotated as variant surface glycoprotein (VSG, atypical), putative. The record is from RefSeq and is a predicted model, not a curated record. Lineage: Eukaryota; Euglenozoa; Kinetoplastea; Trypanosomatida; Trypanosomatidae. The coding region runs from base 1 to 1431 and encodes 476 amino acids. The transcript has a single exon.